GAAAUAUUUAAAAAUAAUUAUUAAAAUUAAACACAAAUCAUAAAAAAUUAAUUAACCUCAUAAAAACACAUAAUGAACGGACACGGGAUAAACAAUCUUUACUAUUGUUUGGUGAUUUUCACGUUCUUUUGCCUGAACAUAUUGCAAACUAACGCUGGAAUUUCGGCUCUAUUGAGAGACACGGGAGUGAUUCCGGCAGUACCGAUUGCAGAUUUGAAAGAGACAGCGACAGACGGACCACAACUGGCUAGAAUUUUCUACUCGGCAGUGGGCAACUUUGUCGAAGCCGUUCCCAUUUUCCCGAUCACGUUCAACGUACCCGACAUUGUGACCGCUUUCGGUGGAUUGCUGUCGGGCAUGUACAAUUACAUUACCGGGAAUGACAGCGAAGGAGGGUCACAACCCAAAGACGUCUUCGGAGCCAUGCUCAACAUCUAUAGGCACAUCGCCGUACAAGAAGACAUUCACGAUUUUGAGUUCAUGACGUAAAACACUAGCAUAAUAAAGACAAUAUACUUGCCCAACAUGAAUUAAUAUCGAGAAGAGCAGGAGGAGAGUUAAAGUCGUCGUCGUCGUCGUCAUCGUCGCCGCCGCCGUCAUUUUUUCGUUUUCUUUUUUCUUUUAAGCGCGUCAUAGUAUUACAAUAUUGUCUUACAAAACGCGCAUUAAUAUUUAAAUUAAGUGAAAUUUAUUCUGUUGAUUAAUUCGACACAUCUUCGAACAACUUUAGACACAUUGUACACCAACAUAAUAUAUUUUGGGUAUAAUACUGCCCACCGUGUUAUGUACCUAUAUAUAUUUAGAGAUAAAUUUAGUAUUAACAUUUUACUCUCACCAUGAAAUCGAGUAGGUGCGAAACUUGCCUACUUACUACUUAGUACUUACAUUUAAAACUAGAUUUCUUAUAACUACGUUGUUAGCAUAUCAUAUUAUAUUUCAAUUCUGAUUAGCCUAUAGUAUUAUCCCGUUUGAUAUUUUUAUCGUAGGUACUUUCUCGUUGUUAAGAUUUAUAUUUUUAGAUCCAUUUUUUAAUUAUUUAUUAUUAUUAACGGUAGGUGUUUCUACACUGAGUAUACGAGUACCGACGUCUACCGACUGUCAUACUAGUCGACAUGAACGAUAAUAAAGAUAAACUAUAUUUAAAACAACAUAAUUU
Molecule: messenger RNA, 1156 nt
Organism: Myzus persicae (green peach aphid)
Lineage: Eukaryota; Metazoa; Arthropoda; Insecta; Hemiptera; Aphididae
Exons: 3
Coding region: 73-489 (138 amino acids)
Source: RefSeq, a predicted model, not a curated record